This is a messenger RNA of Salmo salar (Atlantic salmon), 6491 nucleotides long. RefSeq names its product E3 ubiquitin-protein ligase Siah2. The record is from RefSeq and is a predicted model, not a curated record. Gene Ontology annotation, molecular function: ubiquitin protein ligase activity; ubiquitin conjugating enzyme binding; zinc ion binding. Gene Ontology annotation, biological process: proteasome-mediated ubiquitin-dependent protein catabolic process; multicellular organism development. NCBI's taxonomy places the organism in Eukaryota, Metazoa, Chordata, Actinopteri, Salmoniformes, Salmonidae. Gene Ontology annotation, cellular component: cytoplasm.
UCGUGUGCUGCAGUCGUUCGAUGGGGGAAUGUUUUUGCGCGGCGCCUUGUCUGUUACCGCGCUGAGCUGAAAGGAGAGCGCAGCAUAGUGUGUGUGUGUGUUAUGCAGGCAUUCCUCUGUCUAGCCUUAGGUGAUUCAGUAGGAGCUUUUGCUGUGUGUGACAGCCACUAUUCUGCUGUUGGUCGUGUGUUUAGCUCGAUAAGCCAUCGAGGAGGAGCUGUCAUUGAGCGCUGUUUGCAUUUGACUGCUGCAGGAGACCGCCAGGAAGGGAGGGAGCAGGAAAGCGGGAGCGCUGGAACGAUGGAGAGACAGCUGUUACCCUUCAUGUCCAUUGGUCUGUUCAUCUUCUCUAGAGAUGCUGCUUGCUAGUGUUUAGCUGUGUGGCUGAUACAGCACGUGCCUGAGUCAAGCUGAAGUCGUACGAUGGCGGUACUGAAUGUUCUCUCUGGGUAGAGGACGGACGGUGAGGUAGCUAGUCAGCUGGGCUCCAUGCUGCUGUGUGCUGAGCAUCACACUGUGUUUGUGUGAGCGAGAGAAGAGAAGCAGCUGAAUUCCUCCACAGCAGAGAGGUUCGGAGCUCCUCGUGGCUUUGUUUAGGCUGCCUGGCAGGAGAGAAACAGUGGGCUGGUUUCAGUGUGUUCAGUCAGAGGCACAAUAAAUGUGUGAGCUGAGCUUUGCAGGUGGCAAGAUUAGUGCUAGAGGUAACUUAGUGUGACUGUGGACCGGACAGACACACACCCAUUCAUUCACACUUAGAGAGACAUGCAUACCAUUGACUGUGUGAAACCGAUAUUAGGGACUUUGUGUAUUUUCAGCCGUUACUGCAUCAUUAGAGCAGUCAGUUAGGCAGGCAGCUCUCCUUACACCUCAGGCUGCUGUUACAUUACAGCAGUGUUCUUUGGGGACUGAUACUCAGAUUGCUUUAUUUAGCCAGCUGUGGAGCCCCUCAUCUCUCUUACCUGGCUUAUGGUUGAGACGGAUAGGUAUUCUAUCCUUCGAGUGCAGAAGGGAUUUAGCCCCUAAACUACUUGAGACUGUGAAUUCAGCAGGUCUUUGGUAGACAGGCAUUGAGAUUUGGAUUGGAUCUGCUUGUGAAGGAAGAGUGCAGCCAUUGAUGGGUCUCGUGGGGGGGGUAUAGUAAAGACUCAGUGGUGCGUGAAAUUGGUUGAGGGAUAGUGUGUCAGACGCGGGGGGGUGGGGGUGUUUGUGUGUGUGUCCAUUCUCACGCGUCAUGCUGUGCCCUGCAUCCUGCCUGCCUCUCCUCAGGGAGAUGGCUCAGUGGCGCUGCCUGCUGGGGUGGCACCGCCAUCACGGGGUCAGCACGGGGGUCACGGCAGGGGCUGGGCUGGGGUCAGAAGUCAGGGUUGUGGUGGGGGGCACGACUCGACCCAUCUGCCGCACCAAUCCGCAACAGGGGAGCAAGUACGCAUCAGCCGGCUGCCUGUUGUCUCUCCACCACAGUGAGAAGCCUGAACACGAGGAAGUGUGUGAGUUCCGUCCCUACACAUGCCCGUGCCCCGGAGCUUCCUGUAAGUGGCAGGGCUCCCUGGAGGCCGUCAUGCCUCACCUGAUGCAUGCCCACAAGUCCAUCACCACCCUGCAGGGAGAAGACAUCGUCUUCCUGGCCACAGACAUCAACCUGCCGGGGGCUGUGGACUGGGUCAUGAUGCAGUCCUGCUUCGGCCACCACUUCAUGCUGGUCCUGGAGAAGCAGGAGAAGUACGAGGGCCACCAACAGUUCUUCGCCGUGGUGCUGCUCAUCGGAACGAGGAAGCAGGCCGAGAACUUCGCCUACCGCCUGGAGCUCAACGGGAACCGGCGGCGCCUCACCUGGGAGGCCACGCCCCGCUCCAUCCACGACGGCGUGGCAGCUGCCAUCAUGAACAGCGACUGUCUGGUGUUUGACACAUCCAUCGCUCACCUGUUUGCUGACAACGGCAACCUGGGGAUCAACGUCACCAUCUCCAUGUGCUGAGCUGCUCAGAUGUGGAAACACACACACCCGUGCGUAGAAGUUACACACCUCUCGUUCUCAGACUUACACACAAACUAGUAUACAGUUACUGACUGCUGUGUGAUGCAGUAGAGUGUGUGUGUGUGUGUGUGUGUGUGUGUGUGUGUGUGUUGAGAGGACAGGUAGGAGAUGGAGAGGAUAUAUGUGUGUGUGUUGCUGCUUGAGGCUGGUUGGCUCCCCAUAAUGCUUGAAUGGAGACUGGCCUGUAGCGUAGUUUCAAGGUGUGUGUGCCUGUUCUCUCGUUGUGUGUGCUGGAGACCGUGUACAGUAGCUUACAUGUGGUGGGCUUGUAAUGAUUGAUGCCCUACCUGUGCCCAGGUGAGUUUGCCUUGCUCCCAGGACCCCACAUCCCUCAACUGCUCCCACCGCGCUCACCCCCACCACCUCUUCUGCCCAGCCAACCAGUGCCAGGCAAGGAGGGCACUGCCCAGGGUAAGAAGGGGCGGUCCGUCAAUCUGCAGCCACCCGGCAGAUUCAGAGAAGCUCCACUUCAACAGCCAGUGGCCCCUGCAGAUGCAGCUUUCUAAUCCUCACAGCGAAUCAAGUUUCAGUAAAUUGCACAGUGGACAAAUCGGGGCUUCAGAGACGCAUGUGGGCAGAGUCGGGGCCUAAUGGUGACCAAUGCGCUGCCUCCCAGUCUGGGUUAGUGUGAGCUGAGGGGUUGCUCAUGCUCUACUAAAGGAUUACACAGACUACUAACCAACUCCUUACUGUUCAAAACAGUAAGCUGCAAAACGCAACCAUUUCCAUAAGUAUGUCAUGCUUAAUUAAACAAGCCUAUGUUAUGUCCAGAGUGUCUAUGAAAUGAAGAUGGUGACACUGUAACUGAGGAAGUUCAGUGUAUAAUAUACACUGAGUGUACAAAACAUUAGGAACACCUUCCUAGUAUUGAGUUGCACCUUCCUAGUAUUGCUUUCAGAACUGCCUCAAUUUGUUGCGGCAUGGACUCUACAAGGUGUCGAAAGCAUUCCACAGAGAUGCUGGCCGAUGUUGACUCCAAUGCUUCCCACAGUUGUCAAGUUGGCUGGAUGUCCUUUGGAUGGUGGACCGUUCUUGAUGCACACGGGAAACUGUUAAGCAUGAGAACCCCAGGAGUGUUGCAGUUCUUAACACACUCAGACCGGUGCGCCUGGCACCUACUACCAUACCCCGUUCAAAGACACUUAAAUAUUUUGUCUUGCCCAUUCAUCCUCGGAAUGGCAUAUAUACACAAUCCUUGUCUCAAUUGUUUCAAGAUUUAAAAAUCUUUCGCUAACCCAUCUCCUCCCCUUCAUCUACACUGAUUUGAUGUGGAUUUAACAGGUAACAUCAAUAAUGGAUCAUAGAUUUCACCUGGUUAGUCUGUCAUGGAAAGAGCAGGUGUUCCUAAUGUUUUGUACACUCAGGCGAUUGAUCCUGAUUGUAAGCAUAUCUGUCCAGCAUGUAGAAUAAAGAAAGGUUCGAUUUUUUUUGGUCUUAGGCGCUCAUCAUAACGUAUCAUAAAGGUUACAUAAUGCCGUCGUAAUGAUGGUAUGAACCCUGUCAUAACCACUGUUCGGUAAAACCCUAGUGCCUAGUUAUUCACAUGGAUUCUGUAUGACAAUACAAACAACAAAAGAAAACAAAGUUAAGUUGAAUAUUUACAUUCUCAAACAACAAAAGCAUGUUACUUCUCUGAAGUCACAAGUUCUGUUGCUCAUACCCUGACUGAUCGAAGGUUAGCUUGUUUGCUAAGAAUGAAGUCCCACACCUUUUUGUAUGGUCAUGUUUCAUUUUCUAUCCCUGAAUGAAAGACCGGACCUUGGGACUAUAAGAUUCUAUCUUACAUUUUGGUCAAAAAUGAGUUAUUCAGAUAGUUACUCUUUUGGUGGUCCUUUACAUGUGAGAGAGGUCUGGGUUUAUAAUGAAUAAAUUAUAAGUUAUAUUUGUGCAAACAUCUUUUUAACUUUAAGGUUCUAUCUGCAAUCCAAUGACAAACCAGCAUUGUGAAUCAAAAAUAAUUGCAUGUAAGGUGAUAUACUUAUUGAGUCAUAAAAGAGUAAGACAUCGCAAAACAGUUUUGACAUCUGGGACUUGGAAAAAUACUCCCAUCUAAAAAUGAUAUAUUUUUCAGAUAGAACCUUAUAGUCCCAAGUUCUUGAUUAUUAUAUCAUAGGUUCUGGUCCUCUUUUUCAAUUCGAUUUUUUUUUUUCUUUUUUUCUCACCACUUUUUCAGAACAAUGGCCAUAAUGUAAGGUAAAAACGAAUAAAUCCAGGUGCAUUAGAGCAUCUUAUAGGCACUUAGGAGAGGCAUUACUGUUUUUGUCUUGUUCUAUAUCAAUACGAAAACCUCCAUGGAAGGGGUAUUUCACUGAAAUUACAAACUUAUCACAUUUUAUUGAUUAAUAGCAAGUAGUUUACUGACCUUGUGUCAGAGACCAGAAAAAUCUAUCAGUUUACUCAUCCAGAGCUAAGCUUUAAGCAACGCUACUAGUUAUCCGUAGGAUAUAGUGCAUUUGUCAUUUUGGGGAACUUUCGCUGUAACAAAUGGGAUGAACGUUAAUUAAGAAAGAAUAAUUCACUACAAAACAGUUCUGAGAUGUGUGAACUUUUAUGCUCAAUAUCUCAGAACUGCUUUGCGCAGAUGGUCCCAAGGUCUCGAGGUGUCAUGUCAUAUGUUAGAUAGCAUUAUGUUCACUUCAUGACACAAGUCAAGUCACAUUUUAUUGUGUGUGUGCGUUUGUGAAUACUUCAAUGUUUGCCUGAAGAUUAGGUUAUUGUCAAAGUUUGUAAAGCACUGAGAAGGUUCUGGAGCAAGUACUACAGUACCACCACGGUUGGGAUUAUAUAUGCUGUGUUUUUCUCUGCAUACACUCCUUACCAACAGAGAAAAGUAUGGAGGAGGCACGCAUUUGUAAAUACACACAUUUUCUUAAUCGUUGAACCUGGUUUACCUUCAGUUAUUUUAUGCUCUGAUAUACUGUAAUAUGGGGGUAGUUUUCCUCUUGUGUCAGUCAACCCACCACAGCCUUACUUUUGUAUGUAUCCUAACUAGCAUGCCCUGCGUUGGGAGGGCAUCUCUGAGGACUAACUCAGACUGACUCAGACCAACCCUUAGUGUCUUGAACAGACUCUCGGUUUGAGUGGACUUGGGUAAAAUCCUGUGACAAAGUGGGUAAAAAUGGGCAUCCCAUAGUAGUCUAGCCAUGUACCUUCGCCCUCACCUGGCAUCAUAGUAACCAAACAAGUACCCACCUUUCCAUGAAAUACCUCUAAUGACGUCGACCACGGAUAUGUCUGUAAUCCAACAGUCCUCUCCUGCUCGCUCUCCUGAUGUCCUACAUGGGGGGGGGAGGUAUCCCCACUACUUGCCCACAAACCCCUGCAGUAUACCCAGAAACACCCUCUGCCGAUCACCACAACUCUCGUCUUUCUUAUAAAUAUUUGAAAUAUGUAAAUGUUGGAUGACCAUAUUUUCUAAAAGAUAGUAUGAGGAUAUUCUGUCAAUUUGAGCGCUAUUUAUGUGUUGUACAUAGGUUUUGAGGUUAUUUGGAGCUGUUGUAACUACCUGAUAUUCUGCUCUAGUGGUCAGUGUCCCUGCUUUACCCACUGCCUGGACAGACAUUUCUGCCAACACAGUCCUUUGGGCAGCACAGUUCUGCAAUCACUAUGGUUUAUCUGUAAUGUCAGCAAAAAAUGCUAACUGUGACGGUCAUAUUUUCCUAUAAUGGACUUAAGCCUUUAAUGCUGCGUCAGUUAUCAUGAUCAGUUGCCAUGAGUCAUCGAGAACUGCAGUCAUCUUUUAAUAAUUUUUUUAACCUUUAUUUAAUCAGGGAGUCAUACUGAGACCAAUGUCUCAUUCACAGAUUAUCCCUGAAUUACAGAAAAUACGCAUAUCAAUACACAAUGCAAGCAGAAAGAAAAACAUGGUCAUAAAAAACAAACACAUACAUCAGUAAUAAUAGUAAAGAUGAUCUGUUUGGCAUUUCAUUAAUAUAUUGUUAAUGGGGCAAUAGGAGAUCAAAUCAGUGAAAACUAAGGCAGAGACACUGUCCACAAAAUGAGAUUUCAGGAUUUUAUGGUGCAUUUGUUUCCACUUUGCAAAUUGAAAACACCUUUUAGGGCUUUUCACAUGAUUCAAACACAGAAAACCUGAUUUUUUUUAACAGUUUCCCUUCCAAAAUGUGGACAUUAUUUCAUUCAUAUUGUAAUUAAUUAUAGAUCAUAGAAAUAUUUAAUAGAAAUCUGGAAACACUGGACAGCUACUUUAAACAUACGAUGGCAGAUAGAAAUCCUUUGCAGGUACUGUCAUAUGAAUACCAAGUCUUAGAAAUGCUAAUGAAUACCUAGGUUGUCAUUACAGUGGGUAUCAUAAGUAUUCAUCCCCCUUGGAUGUAUUUACAAAGUGGGAUUGAAAUUGAUGUAAUUGUGAUUUUUUUGGGGGUCAUUAUACUACACGAAAUACUCAAUGUCGAAGUGAAAAUAAUUCUACAAAUGAAUAAACAUUUUAUUACUUGAA